AGUCAGUGGCACUUUCAUAACAGAGCGCGCCCACUCGAGGCAAAGGAGGCGGACCGUCAGGCGUGCACCAAAUAGUAACGGAGAACCGGAGAGGCAGCAGUGCGCGCGGGACAACGCAGCUAGAGGAGAGAUAGAUAUCCAGGAGACGCUUUUUUCUUUUCUUCUUCUCUUCCACUGGAGCAAAGUGUUGCAGUUAUAUAAAUAUAUAGAGAGAGAUUUUUGGGUUUGUUCUUUUUUCCCACCUCUGUUGCGACCCUCUUCUUCCAGCUCGUCCUCUCUCGCCUCGCACGCGCGCGUCCCGACUCGUUCCGUCGCCGGUGCUUCUUCGUCGUCGGAGAUGUCCAAAAAAAGACCCGCCGAGGAGCCGGAGUCCCGGGUGGAACAGCAGCAGCACGCCGCCGCUCCGGGCACCAUGGCUCGACUCCCCCGUUUCUCACCGGAGGAAUCCGUAGAAUGAAAACGGCUUAAAAAAAAAAAAAAGAAUUACGAAUUAAUUGAAGAGAAAAUAAAGAGAGAAAAAAAAGAAGAAAAAAAGUCACCAAAAGUCGCGCGUAAAAAGAUGUCGGUUCCUCUGCUGAAGAUCGGCGUCGUGCUCAGCACCAUGGCGAUGAUCACCAACUGGAUGUCGCAGACCCUCCCCUCUCUGGUGGGGCUCAACACCACCAAGCUGUCCGCGGCGCAGGGGGGGUACCCGGACCGGAGCACCGGAGUGUUGCCGGCGAACCCGGAAGAAUCGUGGCAGGUGUACAGCUCGGCCCAGGACAGCGAGGGCAGGUGCGUGUGCACCGUGGUGGCGCCCCAGCAGUCCAUGUGUUCACGCGACGCGCGCACCAAACAGCUGCGGCAGCUGGUGGAGAAGGUCCAGAACAUGACCCAGUCCAUCCGGGUCCUGGACCAGCGGACCCAGAGGGACCUGCAGUACGUGGAGAAGAUGGAGGUGCAGCUCCGCGGUCUGGAGACUAAGUUCAGGCAGGUGGAGGAGAACCACAAGCAGAACAUCGCCAAGCAAUACAAGGCCAUAAAAGCGAAAAUGGAGGAGCUUAGGCCGUUGAUACCAGUGUUGGAGGAAUACAAGGCCGAUGCCAAAUUGAUAUUGCAGUUUAAGGAGGAGGUCCAGAAUCUGACGUCAGUGCUAAGCGAACUGCAGCAGGAGAUGGGGGCCUAUGACUACGAGGAGCUGCACAGCAGAGUGUCAAAUCUUGAGGAGAGGCUCCGAGCGUGCAUGCAAAAAUUAGCGUGCGGCAAGCUGACGGGCAUCAGCGACCCCAUCACCAUCAAGACCUCCGGAUCGCGCUUCGGCUCCUGGAUGACGGACCCGCUGGCCCCCGAAGGAGACACGCGGGUCUGGUACAUGGACGGCUACCACAACAACCGCUUCGUGCGCGAGUACAAGUCCAUGCAGGACUUUAUGACUUCGGACAACUUCACGUCCCACCGGCUGCCCCACCCGUGGUCGGGCACGGGCCAGGUGGUCUACAACGGCUCCAUCUUCUUCAACAAGUUCCAGAGCCACGUGAUCAUCAAGUUCGACUUCCGCACGUCCUCCAUCAGCAAGUCCCGGCAGCUGGACAACGCCGGCUUCAACAACGCGUACCACUACGCCUGGGGCGGCCACUCCGACAUCGACCUGAUGGCGGACGAGGGCGGGCUGUGGGCCGUCUACGCCACCAACCAGAACGCCGGCAACAUCGUGCUCAGCAAGCUGAACCCGGGCACGCUGCAGAUCGUCAAGAGCUGGACCACCAACCACCCCAAGAGGAGCGCCGGAGAGUCCUUCAUGAUCUGCGGCACGCUCUACGUCACCAACGGGUACUCGGGAGGCACCAAGGUGUACUAUGCCUACUCCACCAACUCCUCCACCUACGAGUACAUCGACAUCGCCUUCCAGAACAAGUACUCGCACAUCUCCAUGCUGGACUACAACCCGCGGGACCGAGCCCUGUACGCCUGGAACAAUGGCCACCAGGUGCUCUACAACGUCACGCUGUUCCACGUCAUCCGCUCAGAGGAACUGUAACCGCGAAUUACUGGAUUACAUUUGGUGAAUACAUAUUUGUCUGUGUGGAGAUCUCCCUAUAUACGAAAAAUAGAAAGAAAAAGACUCUAUUUAUAAUAUGAAAUGACUUUUACUGAGAGACGGCAUCGACACUGAAUGCAGAAUGGAUUGAAUGUGCAUAUUACAUCACACUGAGAAAAAAAAGACUAAAUACUCCAAACAAUUGAAGGGUUUCAUUCCAAAAUGUGAUAUAUCUGUUACAGGUACAGAUGUAAAAUGUAAAAUCAUAUCGCAGAUAAUUGUUUCAACAACAACAAAAUUAUAUAUAAAUAUUUAUUUAAUAAUUGAAAAAUAUAUAUAUUUUAUAUAAUAAUAAUAAUUAAUAUUAUUAUUAUUAUACAAUAAUAUAUAUUAUAUGUAUAAAUAAUAUAAUAAUAUGUAAUAAUAAUAUAUAUUAUAUAAUAAUAAUGAAGGUCUUACUAUAACUAAUAAUUACCCAUAGUAGACUUUAUUUUAUUAUAUUAUUUUGUCGGAGGUAUUUUAUUUUGGAAUGAAACUCUUUCAUCGUUUUUUGCCGCUUAGAACAAUGAUUGUAAAAGUUGAAAAAUAUAUCAGAUUUAAAAGAAUAAGAUGCCAGAAAAAAAAAAUGAAAAUCAUCACGCCUUUUAAAAUAUAUAAAUAUCUAUACUAUGUAAUAUCGACGUGAGCUCCGGUUCUUCUGCAGACGUCCUCCCGGCAGAACUUUUCUUGGGGGUCAACGGGGGGGGGGGCUCAAAACAAAAGACUGAUGGUAACAAACUGUUGGGGUUCCCCCCCCCCCCCCCCCCCGGCCGGAGCGCCAGAGGGUCUCGUCAGAAGAACCCGAUCGUACUUGUUUUGAUCAAGAACAGUAGCAAAAUCACAAAGUCUGUCGAGAAAACAGCAAAAACAACAAUAACAAUAUCCUAGAGAAAAAAAAGAAACCCAAAAGGCGCCGACUGUUGACGCCGCCGCCGUCUGAGACGAGUCCCUCCGUGUUCGUGACUACGUGUGAACAAGGCUUUCUUUGCAUGAGUUUUUCACUCCGGUUCUGCUCUCUUGAAUGUCUUUUUUGCUGUAUGAUACUAUGAAGAAAAGAAAAAAGGAUGGGAGGGAGGGGGGGGGGGGGGGUAGAGUACCUUUUGGGAAUUGAGGAUUUCUCUGCUUUUCUUUUCUUUAUUUUCUUCGUGUUUUUUUAUUUAUUUUAUUUUUCACUUUCGCGAUCAUCGUUUUUCUUUUUCUCGAAUGUUUCCCCGUGUAACGCAGUAACCGCCGAUAACCGUGUAUGUGGACCGCGUGGGAUGAAUCUAGAACAUCGUCUCUUCUUCUGGAGAGCAACACAAAAAAAGAAAAGAAGAGAACAACAGAAUGUACCAUCCUCCACGUCUUCACGUCAUGCUGUAGUAGGGAGAAGGUUCUCUUUUCAUUUUCUAAUGAGGAUACACCUGUCUCAUGUCAUGCCCCCCCCCCCCCUCCCAGUGAUGGAUAAUGCUGUGCAGAAGACGAAAGCUUUUCCCCCUUCUUGUGCUUUGCUGGACAUGUUGUUGUUGUAUCUGAGAUGAUGAGAUAUAGUUAAUGAUUCGUGUCAAUAAAACAGAGAAAUCUGA
Messenger RNA from Pseudoliparis swirei, 3621 nucleotides. RefSeq names its product olfactomedin 1b (gene olfm1b). The coding region runs from base 560 to 2017 and encodes 485 amino acids. Lineage: Eukaryota; Metazoa; Chordata; Actinopteri; Perciformes; Liparidae. The record is from RefSeq and is a predicted model, not a curated record. Gene Ontology annotation, biological process: signal transduction. The transcript has 6 exons.